AUGCCCACCAACGAGCGCAAGAGCUUCUUCCGUCCCUUUACGCGCUCAAAGACGUCCAUCAAGUCGGCGUCCAACCUGCUGACAACGACCCGACUCGAGUUCCGCGCCGUCUUCCGCGCUGAUGGCGUCGCCACUGAUCCGUUCAGCACGUACACCGAGCAGGCGCUCCACGACGCGCUGCAGCUCGCCAUACCCGCUGGCACCAGGGGGAGCCUGACACCAUCCGUUGACUCCAGGGGCCAGCCGGCAGCACUCGUCCGCGUAGUUGCAACCGACUCCCGCGCCCUCUACGAGCUCCGGGCGAUGGUCGUCAGCGGAGACUUUAUGCGCGAGCUCACUCGGCAGCUUCGCGCGAACGUCAAGGAGGUGCGCCGCUCGCAGCGCGUGGAGUCGAUGCGCACCGGCGCGCCCACCAGCCUCCCUGACGACGACCGCGACCUCGACAAGCUCGACGACGACUCUGCAAACGGCUCCGCUCCCGGCGUCACCGAGAUGACCAUGAUGGAUGACGACGACAACAUUUGGGAGAGGAUCCGUCUGAUGCUGCCGUGGGAGGAGAAGUCGGAGAAAGACCGGCGGAAUGAGGUCAAGCGCGAGCUCAACUCUUGCAUCCAGCAGCGCACCGAGAUGCGUGACAGGCUGGCCGAGAUCGAGGCCAAGUGCACCGAGCUCACCGAGCAGCUGGCGACCAUGUCUAAGAGCACCGAGGAGCCCGCCGCCGAGGUCUCCGACUCGUCCGCCAGCAGCGAUGCGGGCGACCCCGUCGGCCCCGUCGCGGCCAACCACGUCGCGCUCGAGGAGCUGACGCCCGAGCAGUUGGAGAUGGUCAAGGAUCUCUCGGCCGCGUACCUCGCCGCGGGCGGCGAGCUCGACGAGUACGGCGACAUCUUCAUCCUCCGCUUCCUCGUCGACCGCGACUGGAAGUACGAGAAGGCCAAGAAGAAGGCCGAGGCGACCGCGGCGUGGCGUGCCAGGAGCGGCGUCAACGGCUUCCGCAAGCAGAUCGCGGGCGGGCUCGCGUACCACGAGAUCCCCAACAUCAAGGAGCUCUUCACGAGUGUCGCCGUCGCCAACUGCCACUCGCGCACGAGGUCUGGCGACCUGCUGACCUUCAUCGACUACGGCUCGCUCGACGUGACCAAGUUCUUCAAGAUGCUCGACAACACGCAGUACUUCGAUAUCAACAACUUCAUCCUCGAGUACGCCUCCUACCACGCCGACAAGCUGACCAAGGAGACCGGCAUCCUCUUCAUGGUCAUCGACGCGGGUGGCAUCGGCCUCGGUCACGUCUCGCUGCGCAUGUUCAUCCGCUUCAAGCCGAUCAUGCCGCUCGCCGACCUGUACUACCCCGAGCUGCUCGGCGGCGCGCGCGUGCUCAACGCGGCGUGGGCGCUGCACCAGGGCUGGAAGCUCGUCAAGCCGCUCCUCUCCAAGCAGAUCCAGGACAUGGUCGGUAUCCUCGACGCCAAGCACACGCAGGGCGCGCUGCUCAAGGUCGCGGACCCGGAGGCUGUGCCCGACUACCUCGGUGGCGAGUGCGCCACCAUCCCGCGCCCGGCGGUCAACGAGUACCCCAGGGCGGGCAUGGACGGCGUGGAUGCUGACGCCAUCUGCCCGGGCAAGAAGCUGGGCGCCUACAUGCGCCGCACGCUCGCGCCCUGA
Emiliania huxleyi CCMP1516 is the source of this 1662-nucleotide messenger RNA. RefSeq names its product phosphatidylinositol transfer protein-like protein. Bases 1 to 1662 code for a protein of 553 amino acids. Lineage: Eukaryota; Haptophyta; Isochrysidales; Noelaerhabdaceae. The record is from RefSeq and is a predicted model, not a curated record. The transcript has 3 exons.